Cynoglossus semilaevis (tongue sole) is the source of this 6895-nucleotide messenger RNA. RefSeq names its product Rho guanine nucleotide exchange factor (GEF) 12a (gene arhgef12a). The record is from RefSeq and is a predicted model, not a curated record. Gene Ontology annotation, biological process: G protein-coupled receptor signaling pathway. Gene Ontology annotation, molecular function: G protein-coupled receptor binding; guanyl-nucleotide exchange factor activity. Gene Ontology annotation, cellular component: cytoplasm. Lineage: Eukaryota; Metazoa; Chordata; Actinopteri; Pleuronectiformes; Cynoglossidae. The transcript has 41 exons. The coding region runs from base 1345 to 5583 and encodes 1412 amino acids.
UGGAAACGCUAUUGGACUCUUCCAGUUAGCAGGCUAGGGCGUCGCUAGCGGCAGAAAGUGGGAUUUUCGGUACCCUUUAAAGUUAUUUUAUUUUACAAAUAGCGGUCUAGGUGUUAAAAAACAUCACCACGUGUUUAUAUACAGUUAAUGACGACUGGUUGCGAUUUUGUCGUUGUUCACACAGGACUUGGUUGUUACUUUGUGUCCUGUUAGCUGGCCACACCGCUAGCCUGCUUUCCAUCCACGGGAAUUCUGUCGAGAAACGACUGAAUUCUGGAAACAUGGAGUCAAGGAGCGCCGCUCUCUGUUAACCAACUUCACUCUGAUCGUCGCUUCAGGGAGAAGUUUUUUGUCGGACUCAAACCAGGGGAAAUAUACGAGAACCCAGGCAGCAUUACUACGGCGUGGCUGUGCGUAUAAUUUCUGUGGUUUUUCAGCUCAUUGUUGUGAACGGGAGUUUGCUUAGUUUGCACUCGACCCAAAAGCACACGAAGCAAAGUUUUUUUUCCAGUGGGAGCUCAUCUGUUUUGUUAGCUGGUAGCUGUCGAGAUUCAACCUUAGUCUGUUUGCCGUCUGAAUAUUUUUUAAAAUCGUAUCGUGCUGAUUUACAUAACCAGGCAGUUUAACUGUUAUAUUUUUAAUCUUGGAUUUCAUUAUACUAUAUCUGCCGUGGUUUUUUUUCGCUGCCUUGAACUGGGGAGUUGAGCGAUUCUCACGGCCACUGGAGACUCCGUCCCCACGGCCAGACAGACAGACGGACGAGCAGGCAGGCAGGCACUUCCCGUAGCAGGGAAUAUCAAACGGGACUGGGGGAAUUUUCCACAUCUCCGGAGAUCGUUAAAAGAACUGUGAAUAUCAAGUCCCGAGCUGUGGUUGCUGCAGACGGACUACAUCACAGUAAAGGCCGGGUAUCUGUCACAGUGGAAUACGGAUUGUUUACACAUUUCGUUCGGGACGUGAAUGCAACGGAUUCACCCCAGGACUUCUUAAAUGCAGUAAAAUUUAUGCAUUUUAUUUAUUAUUUUUGCUAAAACACUGUUCCAUGCCGGGGUAGGACUGUACAGCUACGUACCAUAGAGGCCCCGCAUGAUUGGUUUGGGCUGACAAGUCAUCUCAGCUAAAAAUCAUUUUUGUCAAGGGAAAUUGCUUGUAAGAGGUUUCGCCUCGUGUGUUGACGUGCCUUGCGACAGCCCAACAAUUCUGUCGUUGUCAUCAGCAGCAGCUUCAGAAUCCUCGGCCAGUUUAAACGGAUGCCAAAGAAGGACACUCCAAGAAGUCGCCUAAUCACACUCUGGAAAAUGUUAAUCGGAUAUAAUUUGCUGCAAAUCUAGAACCGGAAGCCCAAUGAGUGACACACAGUCCAGCUUCACUGACAGGUUUCCCAAGAAAGCAAGCAGAACCAGCAGCAUCGGUAAAGACCACCCCCCAGACAAGAAACCCAAAAGUGACAAAACUUCACUUUCCUCCAAUGAGUUUGACCCCACAGAAGCUUUGGUGGUGCAGAAGAGUGGCAGCAGCAGUGUACUAGCAGACGGAAAGCCCGAGUCCUGUGGUCUGGUGCAGCGAUGUGUGAUCAUCCAGAAAGAUGAGAAUGGCUUCGGUCUCACUGUCAGUGGCGAUAACCCAGUGUUUGUGCAGCUCGUCAAAGAAGAUGGCGCUGCGAUGCGAGCAGGUGUUCAGACAGGAGACAGGAUCAUUAAGGUCAACGGGACUCUUGUUACACAUUCUAAUCACAUUGAAGUGGUGAAGCUCAUCAAAUCGGGCUCAUAUGUGGCCCUCACAGUGUUGGGGCGCCCCCCGGGGCUGGCCCACAUCCCUCUGCCUGAGGCAGAGUCUAUAAUGUUGGGUGUUAGCAUUUCCUCUCCAAAUUCCCCAGCAACAGAGCGACCCUACAGUCCUCAGGACAGACUCUCAUCAACACAACAUCCAUGGGAAGAAAAUAGCAUCCAGAGGGUCGACAUCUUGCAAAAGAUGCUCUUAAAAGAGCAGCAGGAGUUGAAGGCCAUGAAGGAGGAGUACAGUAAGAACCCCUCCCCGAAACUACUGAAAGAAAUCCAGGAAUCUAAAAAACACAUUCCUCAGCUGCACGGUCAGCUCUUCAAGGCCACUGGGGCAGCACAGGAGGCUUUUCCAGGUGGCGAUGCAGAUGAUGGUAGCAUGUUUGAACCCGAGCACACCCCCACCUCCAGGGGAGACAACAACACAGACGUGUCCUGGAGCAGCACUCCUUUAUCUCACAGAUUUGGACUUGGAUCUCCAGACUCUGUUUAUCCAAGGGAGACAUCCUGUCCCAGCCCAAAGAACACCCCCAGGAACAGCUACAACUCCUGUUACUCACCAGAGGCAGAGGACACAACUGACCUGGACUCGAUGUCCCCAACCACAGUCAGCAGUCCUUCAUCUUCUCGCAUCGUCUCACAAAUCAUUGGAGCUGAGGACGACUACUUUGAUUCAGACCAGGAGCAGACAAACGGCCAGUGUAACUGCUUUAACAGUAUUGAACAGCUCAAGUCAAGACCCGCCCAUUUGGCAGCCUUCCUCCACCAUGUUAUUUCCCAGUUUGAUGCUGCUCCAGUGCUGUGCUACCUCUACGCUGACUUCUACAAGCAGACCAACUCCAAAGAGACCAGACGGGUGUUCAUGGACCUGCACACCUUCUUCAUUGAUAGGGGAGCAAAUUUAAAAGUGGCUGUUCCUGAAUCCAUCUCAUCUGACCUGGACCGGCGGCGAACAGAACUGAUCCCAGAGGAAAUCAACAGACAACAUGUUCAGACUCUGCAGGACUCUUUGCUCCCUGACAUUCAGAGGAACCUUGAAGAUUUCAGGCAGAAGCGCAGCAUGGGUUUAACAGUGGCUGAGGUGGAACUAUCCAGACUGGACCAAGAGCGAGUCAGAGACCGUGUCACUCUGGAGAGAGAGCGCUCGUAUGCUGAAAACAUCAUCGCCAAGAUAGAGGACAUUCUGUUAACUACUCAGAAUACAGAAGAAGAAAAAUGCACUACAAUGCAGUAUGUUAUCUAUACGUACAUGAAGCACCUUGGUGUGAGGGUGAAGGAACCUCGCAACCUGGAGUCCAAACGGGUCCGGAUAAACUUUCUCCCUAAAAUUAAGAAAAGCAUAAAGACAGAAAAGGAAGGAGAGGAGGUGAAGGUGAAGAAACCCAGGUUUCCCAGCAUCCUUGGUCCUCAGCGUCGUCCGAGCCGCAUUGAGUCCGGACCGGUGGGUAAAGCCUUGGACAGUCGGCCACGACCUCAGAAACAACUGUCUACGCCGUCACUGGGGACAAACGAACACGCUGAGCCUGGACGUUUGCGUGGCAGCCAAUCGAGCGAGGGCUCCGAACUUAUGCACUCCAUGUCUUUCAACACGUCAUCCCCCAACAGCAACAACUACAGCUCAGAUUCCAGCAGAGAUGCCGAUAUGGUCGGAACGCCCACUUCAGGCCCACACAGGCUAAGUGACGGCCAUCAGUCCGAUCCUCUGGACGGUCUCUUAUACCCUGCUACGCACUUUGACCUCUACAGCCUGGACCAGCUGCAAGAGGAUGACAGAGAGAGUGACAAAGCUCACGAUGGAAUGCCAAAGGCCAUCAGAAGGCUUGAUGGACUGGGUCCUGCUGAUGCCCAGAGUGAGGAUGACCAGGUUUACCAGAAACUGUCAAAAGAGGCCAUUCUGCCUCCCGCUGACAUCAAGAACAUCUUCUCCAACCUGGACGAGAUUCUACAUCUGCACGUUUCAAUAUUGGAGCAAAUGCUAGCGGUGCGGAAGAGGAAUGAGUCGUCAGUAAUUGAUCAGAUAGGAGAUGACCUGCUCUCCUGGUUCAUCGGUGGUGAAGAGGAGAAGAUCAAGCAAGCGGUGGGGACCUUCUGCUGUAACCAGCCUUUUGCUCUGGAGAUCAUCAAAACCAAACAGAAGAAAGACUCCAGGUUCUUCUCCUUCAUCCAGGAGGCAGAGAGUAACAGACUCUGCAGACGGUUGCAGCUGAAAGACAUCAUUCCAGUGGAAAAAUUAUCAAAUGUCCCUGAAUUGGUCACUCACAAGCAGAUCAAUGAAAUAGGAAUGAUAGCGUAUUAUGUGCCUGGCAGGCAGCUCUCUGGGCAGCACAGUUGGUCUUAUUUCUUCUUAUUAUUAUGUGUUUUAGACAACACAGCGGAGAAGGACAAAGUGAAGCAGGCAGCAGACUGUUGUAGAAUGAUUUUAAAUCAUGUCAACCAGGCUUUAAAAGAGUCUGAGGACAAGCAGAGGUUAGAGGAUUAUCAACGAAGACUUGACCUGUCCUCACUGAAGCAGACUGACAACCCAGUGAUCCAGGAGUUAAAGAACUUGGAUCUAACCAAGAAAACGUUGGUGCACGUGGGACCACUCUCAUGGAAAGUGAAUAAGGACAAGACUAUUGAGUUGUUUACACUCCUCCUGGAGGACAUCCUGGUGCUGCUGCAGAAACAAGAUGAACGCCUUAUCCUCAAGUGUCACAGCAAAAACCUGGCGGGCACCGCAGACACCAAACACAUCUUCAGCCCCAUCAUCAAACUCAACACGGUUCUGGUGCGAUCAGUGGCCACAGACAACAAGUCCUUCUUCGUCCUUUCUAUGUCCGAAAAUGGAGCCCAGAUCUAUGAGCUUAUGGCGCCCACAGUCGCUGAUCAAAAAACGUGGCAGGAGUUAAUAAUCCAGAGAGCUGAUGCCAUGAAGGUCAAACCUCACAACAUUAUACCGUUACCUCAGAGCGAUGGGGAGAGAGAUGGAGUGGAUAUCAUCACCGCAGGUGUCUCCAAGCUGAGCAGAGACCCCGACCGCACGUCCACAGGGAGCACACAGUCCACAGAUAAAGAGAGCAGCCCAACUUCUAGGAGAGCACUGCAGAGCUGUCUACCUGGUAAUAACCUGUUUGACAGAGUAAAAUUUGUGGAAAAGGAGAAGGAGGACGGCUAUGUGGACCCAGAGCUUCCUUACCAGGUCUCCGACGAUGGCAGAGCAGCAGAUUCAUUCAACAUGUUUCCCUCUAGGGCAGCUGAAGCUCUGAAAACAUUGGCAGCGUUGAAGCAGGAGCUGGUCACACAGCUCAUGUCUCAAGAGCCCAUAGAGCAAACCAAACAAUCCACGGGGGCUCGUCUCCUCAGGGCCACCUCACUGCGAACGCCCAUUGACAGUCGUGCCCGGGUGAUGGCACACAAUGGCUCGGACAAGAACAGCACCCACACCGAGGACCAGGCUCAGGACCUGGGUUCUGGAGACACGGGCUUCUUCGACUCUCCCGAUGAUUAUGCAGAAUUCUUGGUCCUGGAGGGCUACGGCAGGGCAGGAGAGAGCAGCACAGAUGACGAGAUCCUGGCGUCGACCACAGGGAAGCAGCUGAGCAGCGCACAGGGCUGUGCCACUGACUCAGGCAUGAAUUUAAGAUUUUCUUCAACCUCCCAGGCGGGCAGCCUGUCUAUCUUCAGUCGACAGGUGCUGUCACAUCUCAGAAACCUUCAGUCCAACCUCAACUACCUAAAGGAUGUUGAGGCCAAGUACAAUAAUUUAUUACGCCUGAGGUCAGAAAGGUCAGCGGAAGACCCGGACAGAAACAAAGAUAAGAGAUAGUGGAAGUUCCUGCUGCAGACUUUGGCUCUGCUCCCAAAGAGGAAGUACCAACAUGCAGUCUGCUCCUCCUCAUUGUGUUCUGGACAUUUGGGACAUCCUAUAAGCUUGUCCUCUCACUGCUGACCCCUCUGCAACUUUUACUCUCCAUCGCCAACAGCUGUUGUUGCUACAGCAAAUGAGAGACUUGAAUGAGAGCAGAAAUGUUUGAGGGAGGAGCCAUUUUUUUUUUUUUUUUGUCUCUCAAUGCCACAUUCCCUCUCCGUCAGCACAAGGCAAUCAGGGAAGUGGGAUUGCUCUGCCCUUCCAGAAAACCCCACCCCCACCUCAACCAUCCAUCACCCAAUUCCCACCUGAACUCCUGGCAAGUAAGAGAACUUAUACCAAAAUGUACAAAGAUGUGUGUUUAGAAUAUAUAUAUAUGAAACAAAAGAACGAGAAAAGGAAAAUUUUUAAGAUAAUGUAUUAAGUUUUUUUUUUAUCCCAAGAUGUAUUUAUUUUUCUUUCUUUCUUUGAGAAUGUGUCUGUGGAGAAUAAGUGUCUCCACAUUGCUUGCAUGCUUUCAGCCACUGUGUUCCCUGAUUGGCUCCCUUUCCCUGCUUCAGUCACAUGGGCUUUGUGUGAGUGAUGAAUAAAAACAUAUGUGCCAGCCCAGUAGAAUACUGAGAAAAUGGCAGGAUCUAUAUCUAUAUCGAUAUAUACAUAUAUAUUGAUAUAGAUAUAGAUAUAUAUAUAUAUGGCCAGAGUUGCACUGGUGAUGGUUUGAUCCAAAUGUGUUAAAGAAGACUUUUAGAUAAAAAUCUAGGAGUGGUGUUUUUGGUGUUUCACUAGAAUGAAGAGUCCGAAGGCUCUGAUCUGGUCCUGUUGCAUUUCUCUGCUGCCUCCGACAAGUGUUUGACCUCUGACCCUCUCCCUCACUUCCUUUCUUUUGUAAUUCCUUCUGCUCCUGUUCUCUUUGAACACUUACAGGUGUCAUUCCCAUGUUUUCCCUCCUCCCUUAAAGCUCUGUAACUUGCUGAUGCUUUUACCCAACCCCCUGGAUCCCCCUCUACAAGCUGUCGUCAUGCCCCGUCAUCUGCCCCGGGGUAUCUUGCACCGUUACCCCUCUGUGACAGAGAGUGGUCAUCCCCGAGCAACGUAUUAGCUUCUGACAGAACUGCUGCUGCUGUCGUCUGUGCUCUGGGCAGUUCUUAGCUGCCUGCUCUGAUAUUCUAACCACGUCAUGAAGUUCAACAUAUACUGUACAAUGAUCAAGUUGGAAGGUUAUGCAUAACUUUAGUAAAUAAAUGGUGCCAUGACACAUUCAAACAAGAAA